Messenger RNA from Haplochromis burtoni (Burton's mouthbrooder), 2633 nucleotides. RefSeq names its product RNA polymerase III subunit GL b (gene polr3glb). The record is from RefSeq and is a predicted model, not a curated record. Gene Ontology annotation, cellular component: RNA polymerase III complex. Lineage: Eukaryota; Metazoa; Chordata; Actinopteri; Cichliformes; Cichlidae. Bases 364 to 1020 code for a protein of 218 amino acids. The transcript is spliced from 8 exons. Gene Ontology annotation, biological process: transcription by RNA polymerase III.
UGUAGGUGGCGAUGGCGGACCGAAGCAGCAGCACGCCGCAGAAAAAGAAGAAGCUGUGAUGGCGCGGAGCAGCACGUAAACAGAUGUGAACAGAUGUUUUAGCGCAUAGAAACAGGACAGCUGCUCCGACAGAGACCCGAGGAAGAGAUGAGAGAGAGCGGAGUCAGAAGGCGCGACGGGACGGACUGAGGCUGCAGAGAGAGGCGCACUGACGGUUAGGGAGCUCCGCUAACACCGCUGCUAACAGCUAACACAUGCUAACAGCGGUUAACAGCUACAACCCGCUGCUGGAGGUCCGCCUCACCAGGUGUCCAGGUUCUGCUCUAACUGCUGAGUGGAUCUGUGUGACCCAUCCGAGUAGCGAUGGCAGCACGUGGGCGGGGGCAGAGGAUGCUAAGUUUCACUAUGGAAACAGUCAAAGGAGAUGCUCCACCUCCAUCGGUGCAGCAGCCCACACCUGUGUUUCCUGUGAUGGAGCGGAAGCCCCUCCCCCUGACAGGCGGGGAGGAGGCGGAGUAUCUGUUGGCCCUGAAGCAGGAUUUCAGAGGCGCCAUGAGGAGUCUGCCCUGCUUCAUCCAGCCGCUGGUGACUCACAGAGAUGUGGAGCGUUACUCUGAUAAGUACAACAGAAGCGAGCAGAUGGACAAGCUGCUGGACUGGGCUCCAGACUGGAAGAGAUUCCCCAGAGAGCUCCGAGUCCACGUCAGGCAACCUGCCAGAGACAGUGUAUCGGCCGCCGUUCAGUCUCCUCCUCCUCCUCAGAUGAAGAAGAAGGGUGUAAAGGAUAAAGAGGAGGUGCUGCUCAAACUGGAGAGCCUGGAGAAGAAGGAGGAGCAGGAGACGUCAGAGGACGAGGAGGGAGAGACGAAGAAGAAGCAGGAGGAGGAGGAGGCAGAGGGAGAGGAGGAGUACGACGAAGAGGAGUUCGAGGAGGAGACGGAUUACAUCAUGUCAUACUUUGAUAACGGCGAGGAUUUUGGCGGCGACAGCGAUGACAACAUGGACGAGGCUAUUUACUAAAGCACCAGCACACAUGACUUCCAGUCACAUGUUCCUGCAGUCUGACCGAAGUCGAGUCAGACCGACGAUGAUGAUGAUGAUGAUGAGACUUUUUCUGAAUGUUUUUAAACUUUUGUACAAAAUGUAAUCAGUUUUAUUUUCUGCUGCUGGACCAAUAAAAACAGCACGUCUCACACACGCUCUGUAAGCAUUUCAGGGAACGUUCCUCCUGGAACCAGCUGAUCGUGACAGGAAGCAGCAGCUGGUCUGAGGAGGACCAUCGUUACACUCGUGCCUGUGGUAAAACAAAAACUAGUAACACACAGCAACAACAACAACAGCAUCUGGUAACAUCUAGCACCCAGGCCUCACAGUCAGAGGACAUGCACAGCUGUGGAGGAGCGUCAUAUCAAAAUAGACGGAGCGACAUCGUCAUUAGGAAAGGAGAGACUGAGGUCAGAUGAAUGGCUGCUUUCACCAUGAGUCACUCGCUGUGUCCGAAUUCAGGGGAAGGAUGCUUAAAAUGCCAUAUUUGGAGGCAAUGACUUCACAGCAACGCGACGAAGGCUGUCCGAAUUCAAGAGCGACAAAUGCGUCCUACUUUUACCCAAAUGUUAAGGAUGGGUCCGAUGUAUCCUUCGUGUCCUACUAUAUCCCAGGAUUCAUUGCAGGUCAUACAGGAGAUUUGUUCCUGAUAACGAUGGUGGUCGAAGAGGAAAACGCUUUCAAAUUUAAGUAUAUAAAAUCUGGUUGUACAAAAGUUAAAUUGUUGUAGCGGCCGUGUUGUUAAGCUUUGGGCAUCUGCAGAGACAUGUUCCUUUUAUUUAAAUAACCGUAAACCAGCUUGUAUCGCGGGUCCCGCGGUUUUUCAUGUAAUGCCGCUUACAUACAGCUAAUUUAGAUUUUUUUGAAUUGGUGACAUGUUGUGGGGAACAAAGACCAAACGGCUUAAUUUAUUAAAACGAGGAGAAAACGAUCACCUCUUUACUGGGGUGAAGAAUUGGGCCGCUACGGCGUGGAGGUACAAGAAUAAAUCACUUUACACAUCAUAUUCAUAUGAGUGCGGUCCCAUUAACCCUCAUGCUGCACAGCAGCGGUCCCCAACCUUUGUUGCGCCACAGACACGGAGCCUUUAAGGUGUCGCAGAUGAAUGCAACCACAUAAAAUGACCAAGACAAAAUCUGGUAUUUUGUAAAUAUAAUAACAAACGUGAAUGUACUGUGUAAUUGUGUAACUUUAUUAGCAGCGUCCUCCUGAAAAUGUGCCAACAUUGAGAGUAACAUCCUCCUCUCUGCCGCUUAAUGCUCUCUGGUCGCUAUGGUAACGUGUAAAUAUUUCUUUCAAAAUAAGACGCACAACUACAACAAGGGAAAGACCCAGGGAAACCGCAUUAACGAUAAAACCCCUGAAAACCAUAAAUUUCACAGCGGAGCCUCAACUCCCGUGGCCCGGUACCACACCACUCACGGACCGCUGCUGACCUGUGAUGUCCACACGGCGUUCCUCUGGUGUCUGAAAGUCACCCCCUUGCAGGCCAGAAGACAUGAGAUAACUUUAAAAAAUACAAAGUACAUCUGUGUGUUAUCAAGAAGAUAAUUCUUAAGAACACAAGUUAAUAAAUGUGCAACUACUAA